GUCCUUCAAUACAACUUCAGCAUGGAGUUAGUUUCAAAAGUCUCGGAGUGUGUUAGCCCGGUCCUCAGCGUGGCACUAGCGCUGUACGAGUGCUACAACGAAGUCCAGGCCAACAAGGAGCGCUGCGGUCGCCUGGUAGCACGAGUCCAGGUCGUGGAGAGCGUUGUGAGAGCCGUGAAGGAUGAAGACGUGGAUGACAAGCAGGUACGGCGCGCCCUGGCGGACCUCCAGGAGAUCCUGAGCUCGGCGCUGGAGCUGGUGCGAAAGCACAGAGACGCGCACUGGUGCAAGCGUGCCAUGAAGGCCAACGACCUGAAGGAGGAGUUCGGCGACCUGAACGAGCGGCUGAGUCAGGUGUCUGGCCGGCUGGCCCUCUGUCUGCAGCUGGAGGUCCUCAGGGAGGUGUUCGAGGCCAAGCGCAGGCAGAGCGAGGACCAGCGAGACGCAGAGAAGGACCAGCGGGAGUGGCGUGAAAAAGUGUUGCCUCUACUAGAAGGGAUGGAUGACAAAGUAGACCAAAUACUGCAUGGCGUUAACAACCUGCUCCAGGGAGGAAGAAGAGAGAAUAAGGGGGACACAGUGGAUAGAACUCAAUCUGAAUCCAUUAUCAACAAAAACGAGAUGGACAUUCUUCAGAGUCAGAAAUUGUAUGAAACUUCAGUGUCCCAGUAUAAGGCUCACGUCCGCGAUAAGUUCGGCACGGUGCAGGAGUACAACUCGCGUCCGGGGGCGGAUUACGUGGUCCUGACGGAGCGCUACACGGACCUGGUAAUCGUGCAGAAGCACCGCGAGCAGAGGGAGCGGGAGGAGGAGAUCCGCGUGCGAGGGAGGGAGCUUCUCCACAGAGUCUUCACCCGGGCCAGCAAGGAGUACCUCUGCACCAGCGUGGACCAGCUCUUCAGCCCCAGCAGCAAGGGGGGGGAGGCCCCCAGAGCCGUCAUCCUCCAGGGACAUUCGGGAUACGGCAAGUCCUUCACCGCACAGAAGAUCAUCUACGACUGGGCGUCUGGCAGAAUGUACCAGGACAGCUUUGAUCUGGUGUUCCACCUGAAGGGGAAGGAGCUGAACAACAUGAAGGAACACCUCUGUCUAGUCGACCUCCUGCUGCAGCAUGAUGAGAUCGAUAGACCCACAGUCUUGAAGGUGCUGCAGGAAGCACCACACAAGGUGCUCUUCCUCAUAGAUGGCUUCGAUGAGCUCAGGUUGGCACCAGAGGAGGCUGGCUUCAAAUCCUCACUGCCAUCUGACCCUCAAACUCUGGCGAGCGUUAAGGUUGUUUUGGCAGCACUCUUGAGGGGUAAGAUGCUGCGCAGGUCCUCCCUGCUGGUCACCACCAGGUCCACUGCACUAAAGGCUCUUAGUGACAUGCUGAAAGAGCCUCAGCGCUUCACAGAGAUCCUCGGGUUCUCCGACAGAGGGGUGGAGACCUACUUCCGGGCCUUCUUUGCGAGGGAGGAAAAUCCAGCGGUUUGGAAGAAGGCUCUGAGGCAUGUGAAGAACAACGAGACUCUCCUCACGGCGUGUUUCAUUCCGGUCACCUGCUGGAUUGUGUGCAACGUCUUCAAAGAUGUGUUCAAGAACGAGAUGGACAUGAUCAGAGGCCUGGACACCAGCACGUCCAUAUUUGCGCACUUCGUUUUCACGCAGAUGAAGCAUCACGGGGCGGAUCUCGAGGAGAACGAGUGGAGCAGCCUUUUGAGGAACCUGGGUCAGCUUGCAGAGGACGGAAUCCUCAAGCAGCAAGUUCUGUUUGACGAGCGUGACGUGAAGCAGCUGGUGUCCAACCACCACCUCGUCCCUUUCCUCUGCAAGUUCUUCCUGAGGAAGCUCAACGUUGUGACCAAGUACAGCUUCAUGCACCUCAGCUUCCAGGAGUUCUUCGCUGCCCUCUUCUAUCUGCUCAGCGGCGUGGACGUUGCGCGGGAGAAAGUGAAGGAUAUCCUCCAAAGGGUCCAGCAGGGUCUCAACGCCACUGACCAGAAGUUGCACAUGAGCCACCUGCUGCCCGUCAUCCAGUUCCUCUUCGGUUUUUCAAACCAGGAAGUCACGGCAACCCACGAGCUCCACGUUGCUCCUGAAAUCCGCCUGCUGCUGGAAGAUUGGAUUCACCAGCUGAUCAAGGAUGAGGAAGGGCUCCCCAGAACCCACAACGUCCAGCUCUUCAUCCUACAGUGCCUGUACGAGAUUCACGAGGAGGACUUCGUGCGGACGGCCAUGGGUAUCUGGAACAAGAUCAACCUGGACGGGGUGCCCCUGAAGAGGACGGACUGCAGCAUGCUGGCCUUCUGCGUUCGCCACUGCAGCACCAUGGAGCGGCUGACGCUCACGCACUGCAACCUCACCGCCGAGAAGCUCAAGGUCCUCGUCGAGGCUCUGGCCAAAAGCGCCGAGCUAGGGUUGGUGGUGGAGAACCUGGGAGAUGAGGAUGUCGAUGAUCUGACCAGAGCACUGGGACAGGACAAGAUCAUAACAGACCUGCACCUGAAAAACAGCAGCCUGUCCCGGGGGAGCGUUCUGCAGGUCCUCACUGCCCUCACGGCCCAGAAGAGAGUGGACACCCUGCACCUCAAGCUGAGGGUUCCCUACGAGAACGCCAUCGCACCGGUCAGCAUCACGGAGGACGAGAGUGGAGAGGACGUGUGUGGCAGCUGGACUGACACACCACCUGAGGGGAAACCUGCUGGCCUGGACAUCACCCUGGAGAGAAAGAUGCACAGCACUGACCCUCCCAAAGGCACACACACACUCACACUACGGCAUGGGGAGAAGCUUGGCCAUGCCGCUUCAUAUGUGUCUGAGAUCUUCAUCAGCCAGUUAACCUCAUCUGAGCGCUUCAGCAACACCUGGACACACCUGAUAGAGACUAUUCACACGCUAGGAGACAGUUCUGUAGGUGUUUCUGAGCUGGUGGAUACUCUGCAGAGCUCUCUGCUCCAUAUUCCUGAUGUAAACAUGGUGGAUCUGAAGCUCAGCUGCAUGACUGUGGAAGUGGCUGCUAAGAUCCUCCUCUUCUUCCAGGCCUGCCCCACUCUACACAGUGGAAGGUGUAAGCAGGCUGAGGAUGCUGGGGAGCAGGGUGGGAGUCUCUGUUCAGACCUGUCUCUGAGAAGGACCAGUGACACUCUCCAGUUAAAUGUAAAGCACCUUACUGGAGACCUGCUCUCUGAUGUCACACUCGUCAUGGCAACCCCCUCGGAGGAAUCUGAAUGGACCACUGUGUUCCUGAACCUCAGCUCUAUCAGUGGACUGCCAGAAGGUGUUGAUCUGUCUUUCCUGCAUGCUGUGAGAGGGCUGCAGAAGCUGAUGCUGCAGGUGACCUGCCUGACUGACCAGUGGGCCACCGCCCUCGUCUCUUUAGUCCAGACCCCUCUCCCCUCAUGUCUAGAGUACUGCAGUCUCCGAGUGGCCGAGUCCGACCUUGAAGCCCGUGGAGACGACAUCUGCUCUUUUCUGAGUGUGGAGACGGAGGACAGCAACGUUGUGCUGAUGGUGGAGUACAGGAAGCAGCUGAAUCCGCUCAGAGAAGCGCAGAUCACAGACAUCGCCCUCGCCAUGUCACACUCCCAGAUCGCCAGCUUCCACUUCCACAACAUACACACACUCAGAGAGCUAGACGCCGGAACACCUGAGUUUGUGGAGCAGGUGUCGUCUGUCCCUGGCCUUCAGAAGAUCAAACUCAUCCUCAGCUGCCUGACUGAGAACUGGGCAGCGACACUCUGCUCUCUCAUAAAGAACUGCCCCACGCUGACCAUCAUCACGGUGGAUGCUGGAGAGGGUGGGGAGAGACUGCUGCUGGAGGAAGGGGUGCGGUGCCUGCAGGACGGAGUACUCGCACUGAGGGAAACUCAGAGUCCGCAACUCACCCUCACAGUUACAGGGAGGAGAUGUGCUAAAGCUGUGUGCGCAGACCCAGAGGACUGGGGGCGGAGCUGCAACCGCAGAGUUCAGCUGCAAAGCUGCGCACUGGGGACCUUCACACACACACACCUGGAGGAGGAGGAGGAGGAGGAGGAGCACGCCACCAGCACACACACACCUGGAGGACGGCAGGCGGGAGCAGGAGCAGGGCCCAUAGUGGAUGUGUCCUACUCUACUCAGCCCAUAGUGGAUGUGUCCUACUCUCCUACUCAGCCCAUAGUGGAUGUGUCCUACUCUCCUACUCAGCCCAUAGUGGAUGUGUCCUACUCUACUCAGCCCAUAGUGGAUGUGUCCUACUCAGUUGAAGACAUGUUUGGACUGUGUCGGACUCCCUUACACAUUGAAGUCGCCCCCGCUACUUAG
Alosa alosa (allis shad) is the source of this 4281-nucleotide messenger RNA. RefSeq lists its product as uncharacterized. The transcript has 20 exons. Gene Ontology annotation, cellular component: cytoplasm. Lineage: Eukaryota; Metazoa; Chordata; Actinopteri; Clupeiformes; Clupeidae. The record is from RefSeq and is a predicted model, not a curated record. Bases 22 to 4281 code for a protein of 1419 amino acids. Gene Ontology annotation, biological process: cell surface receptor signaling pathway.